ACAAGUGUUAGCAUGUUCAUUUCUGAUCGAAUUUUAAUCGAAAGCUUGCUACAGUGUAAUUUGAACCCCAAGGGGACAGAUUUUUUUUCACUAUUCCUUCCUACAACAGAAUGUGAUGUAUAAGACCUGUUUUAUUUUUUUUCAGUAUCAUCAAUAUUAUGACCAGUCAGGUGGUCUCCACAGGCAGGGAAUGCUGUGUUGCUUCAUGUUUCAACAAGGAAUAUCAGGUGGAUGGCACAAAGUCACAAAUACAUUUCUUCCACAUUCCAAAGGUCGUUCUCCAAACUAGAAAACUUAAGGAUGAAUGGUGUAACCUAAUUAAACGCAGAGAUGGGAAAGAUAAUUUUCAUAUGACUGAGUCCACUGUUAUUUGUUCUGAGCAUUUUAAUAAGGAAAGGGAUAUCAAAAUUUCUAUUGGUACAAAGAGAUGGAAUCUUCUUCCUGGUGUUCGACCUACAGUGUUUAGCUGGACCAAGCAAGUGACUCGACGAAAGCCACCAAUAAACAGGAUUCCGUUUAAGGUCAUUGAUGAAAACGAAAGUACUGGCUAUGGGGACACCACUCACCAUCCAAGUGGUGGCACUUUGUCGGAACAUCAUGAAGAGGAAUCUGGUGUUGGCAUUCAGACUGAACCGAUGUUGACUGUUGACACGGGAACACAGACAGAAUAG
Messenger RNA from Pecten maximus, 671 nucleotides. RefSeq lists its product as uncharacterized. Gene Ontology annotation, molecular function: sequence-specific DNA binding. Lineage: Eukaryota; Metazoa; Mollusca; Bivalvia; Pectinida; Pectinidae. The record is from RefSeq and is a predicted model, not a curated record. The coding region runs from base 159 to 671 and encodes 170 amino acids. The transcript has 2 exons.